AUGACCACCGUCUCACCCAACACUCCCAUCGACCCCGCUACCUUGAAUAAACUAAUGCUCAUCCAAGAAGGCUUUUCCUUCCUAGAUGCCCAAGGCAACUUGGCUUCCGACCUCUCCGCAAUGACCGACACGAUCAUCCUCCAGGUCGACGUCCCAGCUAUCGACGCCGUCACCGAGCCCACAAUGUACUAUGUCGCCCGCGCCGUACACGAGGAGUUCCUCCACCGCAACACCACCAAGCGCUACGACAACCCAGUGAGCUCGCCCACCGAGAACGUCCGCCGCCUCGCCAUCAAAAUUAAUCUGAAGAAGCAGCUGCAUGUGCCGGAUUACUCGCCUACUAAAGUCAUUCAUCUGGCAAGGAAGCAGUUCCUGCGGACGACCUGUCCGCGUGAUGAUGGCCUGUUCGACAAGAUUCCCCUUUCUGUUUGUUUCAAUGAGCAUGCCGUGCAGGGAAGUGCAUUUCCCUGUGGGUGUGACCUUGUUGAGAUGGCAAUUGUUAUUCAGUGGGAGUAG
Messenger RNA from Aspergillus candidus, 516 nucleotides. RefSeq lists its product as uncharacterized. Bases 1 to 516 code for a protein of 171 amino acids. The record is from RefSeq and is a predicted model, not a curated record. The transcript has a single exon. Lineage: Eukaryota; Fungi; Ascomycota; Eurotiomycetes; Eurotiales; Aspergillaceae.